AUGAUGUACUGUGAGCGAAAUAUGGCUAAUGGGCUGAUUGUAGACUGCGUGUACAAAAUGGUAUAUUGGUAUUCUCGAGCUUUUAACAGUAUUUUGGCGGAGGUUGAUUUUGAGGAAAUUCAAGCGGCGGCGUGCUGUUUUCCCGCCAGGGGUCGGGUUGUACUGGUGGCUCUUGCUAGGAAACUUCGUGGUGUGGGACAUUGUGCUUCGAAUAUUGGUCUUGGUACUUGCCGUUUGCUAGGUGAUUUUACGACAACUGGGGAAGGGCAAGUGCUUCUGAGUGUCCGACAUAAAGAUGCUUAA
Molecule: messenger RNA, 303 nt
Organism: Enterobius vermicularis (human pinworm)
Lineage: Eukaryota; Metazoa; Nematoda; Chromadorea; Rhabditida; Oxyuridae
Source: the annotation of a GenBank genome assembly